ACUCCAGGAUUCUUCGGCUUCGGACACCAGAAUGUCCACAAUCUUUCUUCUCCUAACUUUACCGACAACAACUCACAAAACAACUCACAAGAGAAUCAUAAAUGGUUCGAUGGCAAUAAAAUGAAACCACCAGGAUUCUUCGGCUUCGGACACCAGAAUGUCCACAAUCUUUCUUCUCCUAACUUUACCGACAACAACUCACAAAACAACUCACAAGAGAUUCAUAAAUGGUUCGAUGGAAAUAAAAUGAAACCACCUGGAUUCUUCGGCUUCGGACACCAGAAUGUCAACAAUAUUUCUUCUUUUAACUUUACUAACAACUCACAAGAGCAGCAUAAGUGGUUCGAUGGCAAGCAAAAUGAAACCACCAGGAUUCGUAGGCUUCGGACAGCAGAAUGUCCCCAAUCUUCCUUCUUUUAACUUACCGACAACAACUCACAAUCAAAGCAUAAUUGGUUCGAUGGAAGCAAAAUGAAACCACCAGGAUUCGUAGGCUUCGGACAGCAGAAUGUCCCCAAUCUUCCUUUUAACUUUACCCACAACAACUCAUAAGAGAUUCGUAAAUGGUUCGAUGGAAGCAAAAUGAAACCUCCAGGAUUCCUCUCAUGCUUCCAAUAACAGAACAUUCACAAUUUUUCUUCUUUUAACUUUACCCACAACAAUUCACAAGAGAAACCUAAUUAUUUCUUUGUACAAUGUUACGACCAAGAUAAGCCUGUAGAUGCCUGCUCCAGACAGACCAAUCAGAAAACCCAAAAGGCUCCUUUUCCCUUUCCUUUUUCAAAUAUUCCCCAAGAAACACGAUUCGUCGAUGUUUCUGGACAAGGUUACGGCAAAGAUAAACCCUGCAGAAUUCAUUUCCCUGGUAUGUCCUACUGGUUCGACUGACCAAAAUAUGCUUAAUAUGCUUCCAGAUAACCCUAACCCAAAUUCAAAAUUUGGAUUAAACACGCCCAAUCUGAAUGAUCCUUCCAUAAAUCUGGUCAGGCACACCAUUAAGGACAAGAUUAGGUUAGAAUGAGUUAAUGAACUUCUUUUCCUCGCCCUAACCCUGGAGAAAUUAUUGAUCAGCAUCAGCUUACAAGUUUAUUUACAAACUUCUUGUGAAUGGACAGAAUAAAUCCAUGUAUUUUUCCCUAACAUUGGACGCAUCCAGGCGACCACGACAACCUGGAGGUUUCUUCUCCAAAUUUGGACUGACCAAGUCCAAAGAUAAUCCUGAAGUGUUCUUCCCCUAAUCUGGACAAUGGUGUGGCCAAGAUAAACAUUCAGCUUUCUUCACAAGCUUUACACAGAACAGUCGCAAAGUCAAAGUUACAAGUUUCUUUCACAAUGGUAGCAGCUCACUGACCAAGAUGAAGAUGUGAUUCUGUCUCCACUGUCAGACCUAUUUACUUCAGAGAGAUACACAAUUCUUCUUAAAUCUUCGACUGAUCCAGCAGACGAGGACAAUUUGAAAGAGAGAAUACAGUUUUUCUAAGAACCCCUUGAAAUGUGCCUUACCUGUAAAAAUAUCACAAUUUUAAUGACAUUACUAUGUUAACCAGAAAAAUAACACUAUAUUAACCAGAACAAGAACACGAGUAUUUAAAGGACCAGUUAUGAGUUCUUUUCAUUUUAAAAAAUAAAAUAUUGUAACGCAAAUAAAUAUCGAAAGCAUUCAUUUCUUCUUUGACCUUUAAUUCAUCGCACUGGAAUGAUCAGGUAGUUGAACAGAUCGAACACCAGUAUAUGGAGACAAACAAAUGUUGUGACACUGAGAUCAAAGCUGACUAACCGACUACUAACAUCCUCUUUUACACCGAUUAUCUCCUGCCUGUAAAGAAAAAAAGCUUUUAUAACUAAUUUGUACUAUUUAAUGUGUUACCCAAACCAAAAGCAUCUAAAAAUGUGUGAAUUUUUGGUUCUAGCCGUACCUACGGCACCAUUCAGUUUCUGGCAAGGGCCGACAACCAACUACUCCGCCUAGACAUCAACCUUGGGUUGCCUUUCUUGUGCGCUCCACUGCUUCUUGCGGGAAAGAGCAAUGAUCGGGACGAACGGGUACAUUCGUACUUUUUAAAACUAUUUGUCAGACCGCAUCGUGACCGGAAAAAUCCGCUCUUGCACGAAUGAUUUCUUUGCACCCGAUGUUGGACAGAGGUGGUCUACCCGAGGUGCUGCGAGCGGAAGGAAGCGUCACGAUCUCCCAUUGGGGCGGUAAUGGCUGCCUGACCUCUGACCUGCAGCGUCCGUGUGACGUUGACUCACCGGUGACGCAUGUAACGCUUGACUGCCUCCAGCUUUGUCUGUCUAUGCGUCAUUGUCAUGUGAUCAUACUAGCUUCCAAUUCCUCACGCACGUGUCCUUUUCACACUGACAACGCGAGUGGUACGAUGGUACAAAAUUAUUAUCCUUACAUGACCCUUGGACUUUGACCCAGUCCGAGAAUAUUCACUAUCUCGGCGAAUGUUGCAGCUUUUACUGCGUUUGAUUGUUUGGCAUACUGGAAAUUUAUUUUCGAGCGUGAGGAAUGAAUGUCAGCGCACCUACCUACCCGACAGAGUGAUUAUCAGGGCUAUCGGGUACAGCCUGUGGUCGCUUUGUCUCUAGGUACCCGUCACAGAGACUGCACCCUCAAGAGCAUGGAAGCUCCAAUUCCAACCUCGGGUACAAUAGAAAGGGGGGAUGGAGGUCGGUUUGACUAAGCAAAAAAAGCUUUCUGAAAGAGAUAGGAGUGGAUAGGUUUGUCAGCACCCUGAAGCCUGUUGCGGUUGAGUAACGGUGGGUAGGGGGAGAUAUGGGGGGUUGGCUCACGAACCGUUUGAUAUAAAAGCCGAAUUCUGUCCGAAAGCCAGGCAUCCUUGCACCUCUACUCUAAGGUACGACAACGAUCCUCAGACCUCAAGCUCUCACCAUGAAGCUGUCCCUCCUGGUACUCGGUGUCCUGCUAUGUGUGGCGCUCGUCUUGGCAAAGCCUCCUAACAGACCACCACCUGACGUACAAAAUCCUCAAGGACAACCACCUCAAGGACCACCUGCUGAUGGACGACCACCUCAAGGACCACCUGCUGAUGGACGACCACCUCAAGGACCACCUGCUGAUGAACGACCACCUCAAGGACCACCUGCUGAUGGACAACCACCUCAGGGACCACCUUCUGAUGAAAAACCUCCUAGAGGAUCAGGGACGCCUCCCCAGCCCACUGGGACUCCUCCAUCAGGGAAUCCUCCCAGAACCCCUCCUCCACCACCAGUGUAAUGAUGUGGACGCCUCCUGUGAAGAGCAUACAGUACGAUGCUCACCAUCUGCAGCAAGCUUUGGCAAGGGAACCCUGCAUGCAACAAACCUUACACAUCAUCUCAUAAACUCGAGUGCCCAAACUUGUCCAGAAACCAAUCUCAUCUAACACAUCUUCCUUCAAACCUGCACUGUUCUGUAUUGAUAACGAAGUUCCAUAAGAAGUCGAAAGACAGGAUUGCCAAGACAUCUACACUUUCUGAAAACAAGCUUCUGUCCUUUCCAUGCAUGCUUUCUUAGACUACUUAAUAAAGAGAAAUGAAACUGAA
Messenger RNA from Pomacea canaliculata, 3549 nucleotides. Its product is annotated as proline-rich protein HaeIII subfamily 1-like. The transcript is spliced from 2 exons. The record is from RefSeq and is a predicted model, not a curated record. Bases 2897 to 3241 code for a protein of 114 amino acids. Lineage: Eukaryota; Metazoa; Mollusca; Gastropoda; Architaenioglossa; Ampullariidae.